Molecule: messenger RNA, 1104 nt
Organism: Rana temporaria (common frog)
Lineage: Eukaryota; Metazoa; Chordata; Amphibia; Anura; Ranidae
Exons: 7
Coding region: 22-1104 (360 amino acids)
Source: RefSeq, a predicted model, not a curated record
UAUUUGUGGUUAUUUCAGGAGAUGUCAGCGAAGGACGAUCAGAUGAAGACGAUGGAAAACAGUUACACGGAUUGUAUGAAGGCCCUGAAAGACAAGGAGGAGGCAGAUAAGAAAGAGAAGGAGACCUGGAAGAAGGAGCUGGAAAAGAAGCUGGAAGAGAAGCUGGGCAUUGUCCAGAAGGAGUGGGCAGAGAAGAGCGAGAGGAAUGGGAUUGCCCUUCAGGAGCAGUGUAAGGAAGCCAAUGAGAAGCUGCGGAAGAUGGAGGAACAACUGAUGAAGAUGAUGGAGGAGUUGAAGGUGACAAAGGAGCAGCAUGAAAAGGAGAAGAAGGAGAUGGAGGGGCAAAUGAAUACAAUGAUGGAGGCAAUGGCCGAGAAAGAUCGAGCCAAGAAGGAUCAGGAUGAAAAGGAUCGAGCCAAGAAGGAUCAGAAUGAGAAGGAUCGAGCCAAGAAGGAUCAGGAUGAGAAGGAUCAGGCUGAGAAAGAUCGAGCCAAGAAGGAUCAGGAUGAGAAGGAUCAGGCCGAGAAGGAUCGAGCCAAGAAGGAUCAGGAUGAGAAGGAUCAGGCCGAGAAAGAUCGAGCCAAGAAGGAUCAGGAUGAGAGGAAUCAGGCCGAGAAAGAUCGAGCCAAGAAGGAUCAGGAUGAAAAGGAUCAGGCCGAGAAAGAUCGAGCCAAGAAGGAUCAGGAUGAAAAGCCAAAGGAUGAGAAGAUGAUGACGGAGUCGGACCUUCAGAAACAGAAGUUCGCACUUUCCUUUUUACAGAUGAAGGAUCUGGAGCCCGGUGCUCUGGCCAUGGGGAUAGAGGAAAGCUCAGAGGAGGAAACCCUCCAGACGAUAAAGUUGCAGCCACAACACGUUGAAUCGGCGGCGGACCUCCUGACCGCCAAGAUCUUGUAUAAGAGUUGUCCUUGCUGCAAAUUCGGAGUGUCCCAGACCAAAGCCAUCAACACCUCAGAGAUCUUUGAUUUGCUGUGCCCUUCCUGCUACAGCCUGAUGAAGAAGCUGAGCUCCGCCCAGAUCAUGGAGGUGUGUCAAUUCUGUCCUUGGUGCGGCCACACAGCGUCCCGGAAAAGAGCCACCAAGCAAGACGGUGGGGAUCCCUGA